This is a messenger RNA of Chionomys nivalis (European snow vole), 2169 nucleotides long. It is a transcript of the gene Spmip4, whose product is annotated as sperm microtubule inner protein 4. The coding region runs from base 82 to 1851 and encodes 589 amino acids. The transcript has 10 exons. Lineage: Eukaryota; Metazoa; Chordata; Mammalia; Rodentia; Cricetidae. Gene Ontology annotation, cellular component: centrosome. The record is from RefSeq and is a predicted model, not a curated record.
CUCUUGUGACAAGAAGGGGAGGCGCGGUCGGGCGGAGCUCCCGGGCAGAUGUGUCAGACUGCCUAAAUUUAUGCGAGAAGCAUGGAGGUAGCUCACGGCAGGGGCUACUGCUGCAGGGAUCUUGAAGGAGCUGACAUCCUGUCAGACACCUUUUACUCUAACCAGCUGCACACUCCGCUGGAAAUAACUACUCGCCCAACCGCUUCAGAAGACAGGUAUCAGGAGCUGCGGGAAUCAUGGCCACAGUGCAGGCUUCCAUGGGGUGCUGAAAGGGAAUAUGGUGGCAUUAUCCCAGUUGCUCUUCCUGAAGAACACAGGCCAAAAUGCGAGCCUCCCAGUGUCAUGGGCAAAGGACAUCAGCAUUAUGGAUUUGGAGGAGAGAUCUGGCCAAAAAACCUUCCUAUUGAGCAGUUCUACUAUCUGACACAGAACAAGAAAAGUGAUGUCUAUGGAAACGAUUCUUUGUUACCCAAACCACCUAAUUCAACAGUAGGAGAAAUCUGCUCACCAUAUCCAAUUGAACAUCCCUACCAUACACAUACAAGCCGCGGUGCCAUGUUUCCGACCUUCACCUCACCUAAGGACCUCUACACUGGCAUUAAAGCCCGCACGCAGCAGCCUUUCCCUCCUACAGUGCCAACCAAGGCCUAUGACACAACCGUUUUGAAGACAAGAGGUAACCCUUACAGAUACGAACUGCUUGAUUUCCCCAUGGAUUCAAAGAAAAAAGCACUGACUUGGCCAGGUCAGGGUGUAUAUUAUGAUUUUCCUAAAUGUGUUGAGAAAAACAAGCCAGUAUUCUACCCCAAACCUCCUAAAACCUUUGCUCCUAACACAUCUUUGAAUCCAUGGGAUGCUGUGGACUCUGCAAAGGAAGCCAAUAUACAAAGAAAUCUUGAGAAAUCCCACUGGAUCACUUCAUACGCUCAUGACUUUACAGGUCUAGGGCCCAUGAGCCCCCUUGAGCUGGAUGAUUACCAUGAAAAAGAGGUAGCAGAGCUAACUGGACAGAUAGGAUUUGACCCACAGCCUCAAGAAAAAUUCCAUCCUGCCUUAAAACCUCCCAGGCCUUUGGAAGGUCGAAUUGCCCGACUUAUUCAGAACCAGCGACCUCUGGAGGCUAUGGUGCAGCAAGGACCACCUUCCUGUCCAGAUUGUACCCCUAGGGUUUUGUGUGCUUUUCAUACAUUCAUACCCAGUACUACAGAAGUGAUGGCAAUGAAUGAUAACCUCCUCCCCGGAAUUACUCAUAAAAACCAGGAUAUUGAAGAGAAGAUUAAGGAAGAACAAGGCUUGAUGUCUACCUAUACACUCCCAACUCGUUGUCCAAGAAAAGAGAUGAGUAGUCUUUUUGACCUAACAUCACUUCCAAAGAUCACAGACACUAAAAAGACAGAUGACUUGUACUGGAGACAGUUGGAAGUGAAACCGCUACCCGUAUCCCACUCUAAGUCAAACCAUUACAUUGACUACGAACCACUUAAAUCUGCUUUCCGUGAUCCAUAUACUACUUGUCAGAACGCUGUUCGCCUCAGUAAGUCUAAUAUUCUUUGUAACAAAACAGAUAUGGAUGAUUUCGCUUUUGACAACUUUAUAAGUAAGCCAGAGUUUUUGGGCAUGGACAUGGAAAGCAAUGAAGAAACAAGACCUAUUUUGGGAUGGAUUCCUAACGCUGGAGUACCCAACCCUCAGACCAACCUACUUGAUCUUAGGAAUUCAUUUUCAAAGUCCAUGACACAGAAGCAUUUUCAUGACUCCAUCCAAGAAGAACAAAAAGAUCUCAGGGAUAAAAUAAACUGCGGGAUGAGACAUCAAUUCUAUGGCCACAAUGCCCAUUAUUUCUAUAACUGAGAUAUUGUCUCUUCCUUCAAAACCAAGUCUCUUGCAAGAAAAUAAAAUAUGUCACAGAAUGCCCUGCAUUUGGCUGGAUUCUGUUUCUGUAUUGAGCCAUGUUGACAUUAAUGAGCCUUGUGUUUUAAGAAAUUAAGUUAGGGUCUGGUCAGAGGGACCAAAAUAAUGUCCUGACUUCUCAAAACAUUUAACAGUUUGUCAACAAAAUAUCAGAGCCAGAAAAAAAUUAAGUCUUUAGUCUCAUCUUUAAAUUAUACUCUGAAGAAGUUUCCCAAAAUCAGGAAAAUCAAUGUAUAGACAAAAUGUACAUCAUCAUUU